AUGAAUAGUAGUUAUUUCAGCCCAACCCAUUUUUCAAAUUUCAUAUCAAUUCACGUUCCACGUCUAAAACAUAUCUUUGUACAUCAGUUCCUUAAAUCGCUUAAGGAAAUAAAACCUAAAAUACCGGUUUUAAUUGUUCUAAAUCAUUCAAAACCUUCAAUUAGAAAUUAUAUCAACGGAGAACUGUUUGUAAAGUUCAGAUUCUUUCAAAAUCUUGAUAGUAUUGAUCUUUGUCUACGUCAAUUACUUUGUGAAUUUGAAUUCACAUCGAAAAAAGAAGAUAUUCUUAAUUCCUUCGAAAAUAAUGAAUUUACUCUUGUUACAACAUUAGGCAAUGAAUUAAUUGCUAAAAAUUUAUUCAUUUCAGCUUCUGAUUUAAUACGUCCAGUUAAAAUUUUCAUGACUACUCAAUCAAUCCUUGAAGAACUCACAGACAAUACAUUUCUCUUAUAUUCAAGGGAUUAUUCCAAAUUUACCCAUUUUAAUGGCAGUUCUGAUGUUUAUUACAAAAAUGUCAAUAGCGAUACCAAAUUUUAUACGGUAAACAGUGUUCUUAAGGCAGAUAAUUCACAUAUGUUCAUUCUAAAGAACGAUUUAUACAUCGAAGAGAAGAUAAAUAUCUCAGAAAUCAUAAGUAGAGUAGAAAAUAUCCAUUUUCUCAGUGAAAAUAUAAUAGAAACACUCCUCGAGAUCUUUAAUAUCGAUGUUGAAGAUGAUUCCCUUUGUAUUUUUAAAGUUAAGAAUGAAAAUGGAAAAAUUGAGUAUUUUAUCAAAAAUGUUUAUGAUUAUCGAGAAUUACUAGAAGACAGAGGAUUUUGGAGACAAGUACAUAUGUCAGAAACUCACAGUGGCCUUGUUCAAGGCAAAAUUCUGAAUGUAAACUCAUAUAAUUUCAAACGCUUCAUAAAUCAGACCUAUUCCAUCCCAGUUAUUCUUUAUUAUGAUCAUACGACGCCAACAUCAGUUCUGAACAGUUUUAUUGAAGCUGCAAAAAUUAUGGAAGAUUAUCCAGACAUAAAGAUCAAAUGCGGACUCUUUAAUACAGAAUUAAAUGAGAAUAAAAUGAAUAUGCCUUAUCCAAAGGAUAUUCCCACUCUAAUUGCAACAACUCCGUUUCAAAUUUUCUCAAAAUUUUCUGGAGAAUUUACUCCACAAGAAAUCGUUUAUUUUAUGCAAGCAGCAGCCAUUGUAUAUAAUUCAAUGGAAAUUGAGGCAAUUCCUGAAGAUUAUUCCUUUGAUGUUCCGAAAUCAUAUAUUUCUGAUUUCUUAAAAGGUAUUUUUGUCAAAUGUGAUCCAUUUGGAGCAGGUUCUUACUAUGAUUACAGGUAUUUCAUGGAAGAUGGCGAUUUUAUGAGCGAUAACAGUAUUUAUCGCGAUGAAAGCACUUUCCAACUGUAUGAUGGUAUUGACUCUAGUGAGGAAAACUCUAUGUCAAGGCACCAUCAUGGUCAUCCGUUCUUAAGAGCAAAUUACGCAAAUAUUUACGAUGUAAUCGGAUCUCUCAAGCAUAGCGAUGUCAUGAUGCAUGAUAAGAAUCAUAAGGAACAGCUUCAAGCGCUAAUUGAAAAAUAUGGAAACUUUUAA
Molecule: messenger RNA, 1584 nt
Organism: Trichomonas vaginalis G3
Lineage: Eukaryota; Parabasalia; Trichomonadida; Trichomonadidae
Exons: 1
Coding region: 1-1584 (527 amino acids)
Source: RefSeq, a predicted model, not a curated record